AUGCCGUUUUGGUCCAGUGUUCCAGGAUGUCGGGAUGUCCAGAUUGUCCUCGAGGAUAUCGCCACCUACCGGGCGGCCUGCGAUAAGGGUUCUUUUCUGGGUUGGGAGUUUUUUGGUGUUUUGGCUUUCGGGGGUGAAAGUCAUCGACAGAUUAGCCGACAAUUUGGUGUCACUUUGCCCGAGGACACUCGAGGACACGCAGGAAGAAGGACGAAGGACGUAGGACGAAGUACGCUGCUGCUGACAUCGAGACAUCUCGAUGUCCUUGUCGUCUGCAUCGGAUGUUUCAAUUCGCAAGUUGCGCUUCCUUCCGAUCACGUGACCAAAACGCCAACGGCGGCCGUUCACUUCCGCCAGGCCGAUAGCUUCCGUCCGCUCGCAGCAACAACAAUCGGAGACUCCAAUUCCCCAGUCAUCCAUCCUUCCAAGCAUCCGUUUGUCCGGCUCUCCAUCUAAGCGGUUGUACGCAGACACACGGUCAGAAAAGCG
Messenger RNA from Drosophila sechellia, 489 nucleotides. RefSeq lists its product as uncharacterized. Lineage: Eukaryota; Metazoa; Arthropoda; Insecta; Diptera; Drosophilidae. The transcript has 2 exons. Bases 1 to 456 code for a protein of 151 amino acids. The record is from RefSeq and is a predicted model, not a curated record.